AUGGCCGCCGCAAGCAGUUCAACGACUCCAGUCAUUGGCAGAGACCGGAGCGUAUCAGACGUCGCCGCUGCCCACAACGUGGUCGACGACCCGCGACCGCCCGAAGCUGUGCAUCUCCCCCGCUCGGCCAGCUACACCUACUUUCCCCCGGUCAAGGACCUAGAGUACGAGGACUCGUCCGUCGUGGAGCUCAAGGGCAGGAUCUCUGAGGCAGAGCUUCACUCAUCGAGAGAUGAGGAUUCGCCCUAUUCCUCCAGUGGAGGCUCAACACCUGAAAACGAACCUGCCGACCCACCAGAAGGAAAGCCAUCGCAACCGGUUGAUCCGCUGCCCCAAAGAUCGAGGCUUUCCCGCUUCUUCUCCUCGUCGCGCGAGCCUGUGACGUCAGGCGGCCCGGCGAAGGACGGAUUGAAGGACAAGAGUACACGCAAGGACCCCUCGAGACAGCUACAGAAACAGCCCCCCAAGGAGGUGCGAAACGAAUCCCAUAAAACCCCGCAGCAGGAGAGCUCAAAGCAGAUUUCAAAGCAGGCGCAGAAACCAGCCCCGAACCACAUCCUAAAAGAGACUUCGAGAGAUACUCCGGCAGAUACUGCAAAAGACGCCGCAAAACCCACCCCGCAAGACGCUUCGAGGGAAUCGCCGAAGGAGAGUCAGCAAAAAGAACAAAGCGAGAACGAUAAGGAGGAGGAGGAAAAGGAGAAGACGGACAGGGCGGAAGCUGAUCAGCAGGCCGUGCCUCCCAAACGGUCGCUUACUCAUCUUCGACGCAAGUCCUGGGUGCCGUCCAGUGCGAAGGAGUCGUCGCCGAGCAAAUCCUCAGGAGAAGAUGGAGUAAACGGCAACCGCCCAUCUCCCGAAAAGCGUCGGAGCCUCAUCAACACAUCCCGGCGCAAAUCUAUUCUUCGCAAGGAUUCCGACCCCCCUCCGGUCGAGGAGGAGCGUGCAGAGCGCCCAGCUGCUGCAACCAGACGCAAGUCUUUCAUACGGAAGGAAUCGGAGGGCUCGCCCGCUUCGGAGGACCGUCUCACUUCCCGCGUGUCUCGACGCAUGUCCAUUCUGCGAAACAAUUCGGACCGCAAGGAAACGGAGUCACUUCCUGCCGAAGACCCGGCCGGCAAAUCUCCUAAGAAAAGCACCGUUCUCACGAAGCGACCUAGGAAACCGUCGGAUGCUUACAUCAAGCCAGUAAAGGCUGAAGAGCUUCCACCGAUUCCCGCAGUCCCCGAAAUACCCAAGUCUCCCAAUCUGCCGAAAUCCCCGUCAAUGCCUGCCUCGCCUGUCUUGGGCCAAUCGUUCUCCACGGAUAGGCUACCGACACUGAUGAGGUCGCCGCCAUCGCAAGAAUCCGUGAUUCCACCCUUACCUAGAACGGUCAACCAAGAGAAGUUGAAGACCUUCUCAUUAGAAACGCCGAAGAAGAAGGAUGAACUGUGGGGGCAAUUCAGGAGCCUGGAUGGAGACUACCAAAAAUUCUCAUCAAAGUCCAUCGCAUUGAAAGCAAAUGUUGUACGCCAGAACUUGAUUCCAUUCCUACGGACUUAUGCAGCACACCCAUCAAACAGUAAGCUUCGGCCAGAGGAUCUGGACCGCCGCAGCAACAUUUUGAAUAGAUGGUGGACGGGCUUGCUGGAGAUGAUCAAUGGGAAAAACAACCAAUCCAUCUCCGGGUCUGACAGACCGCAUAUCCUCCAGGCGAUAGUAGGUAUCAUGGAGCGCCCCGAAUGGCGCACACACCCUUCGCCAUUCGCACCUUUGACGGGAAGGCAUACAUCGAGCUUGCCCAGGUCGCAUUCCUCAACGUCAGUCGCUUCUAUCGAGUCCGACUUCCUGGCCGAAUCGGUGCAUCACAACGUGCGCAACACUUUCAUUCAGAAUCUCACGGCACAGAUGGGAUUUGUGGUUGAGAAAAUGUCUUUGCGAAAUGCCCCGGCUAGUUUGGUGAACUUCUGUGGGAAAACAUGCGCAUACGCCUUCUUCUUCUGCCCUGGCAUGGCGGACAUCCUUGUUAGAUUGUGGUCACCCUCUCUGGAUGCCAUGAGACGGGUUAUGGCCGAGUGCAAGAUGUCAGACAGGUCGAAGCUCGAUGAGACGUCCAAAGUCAUCCUCCCCAACUUCCCACCGAGCCUCCAUUCCCUUGGAUUCACCAAUCUUCACAAGACUUUCCGUGAGCUCCGCAAACCUGCCCCGUUCCCUCUCGGGACGGCUAAUUUGCCUUGGCAUGGGUCGUGGGUGAAGCGAUGGUCAGGAACGGAGAGCGAUCUUUUCUACGUCUUUACCAAGUGCUAUCAUAUCCUGAUCACGGACUUCCUUCCGGAAGGAACGUCGGCAGCCGAGCGACUCUGCGCCCCCGGAUUGGUCAUGGUCCACGCCCAGAUCCUGGCGAACCUGGACGAGACGCUCCACCGCCACGCAGCGAUGACUGCGGCAAAGGAAGAAGAUACGCACUCAACGUCUUCAGUCACAUUUGACGACGUGCUUGCGGACGGACCGGAUGCAGCGGCUUCGGCUCUUCCAAUACCGCCGGCCAACGCCGUUCGGCUGAUGGCAGAGAACCGUUUAAUUAUGCUUCUUCGAGACUUCCUCUCGGCAGGAAGCUCGCAUGUCCUCACAGCACCUCAUAUUUUUGCAGACAGUUUCAGUUCUCUCUUACAAGCAGCCGCUCGUAGGGUCUCAAUUUUUGAUCAUAACGCGUCUUAUACCCUUUGCGAUUUUCUGGAAGAAGCUCUUUUGAUUUUGCUGCGUUAUGAGCGCGCUGCUGACAGACUGGUUGUGGACUGGACGUUUUGGAUUUCGGUGUACAAACGCAUGACAGAGAGCCAUAACACCACGACGGAGAUUCGACUUUUGUCCUUUUUAUACAGCGUAUGGGGCACGAUUGUCGAGGAUGAGAAGCGCAAGUCUGAGCUCUGUCUCAACUUCUUGCUCGAGCCAGGAUUCUUCGAAAGCCGGUUCAACCACUGGUGCCCCAUGCUCCGGGCGUACUACAUGAGGUUGCUCUGCUGGAGGAUCUCGAGAUUUGACGGGGAAGCUACGGAUUGUGACUCACGAAUUCUGAAGAGUGUCGAGGAGAGGUUGCAGUCGGUCUGGGCCCACUAUCUGUACCUGCAGGAAGUGGCACAAACGCGAAACGAGCCGCUCCCCUCGACGACGCCUUGCAACCCAGCGCCCGGACGCCGGCUCCUUAUCAUACGACACGACGCGCCGCUGUCGCCUGCGAACGGGCCGUUUCUCUCAUUCGAUGGGAUCGUGUCGAAUGCGCCUAAAAACCAACAGACAGCGUACGGCAGCCACUCGUCGCUUGAGAACCAGCUGGGUGACACGAACAUCCGGCCGACUUCUGCACUUUCGAUUGCUUCGGAUAACUCGGAUGCUGGGGAGGAGGACAAUGGCAAAAAGCGGUUCAGCUUAUUGCGCAAUCUCCUGAGCGUUUCCAAGCCGCGCUCGAAGUCUCGCAGCCCUGAACCGCCGACGUCACGCGAGGGAGCCACGAACGCAUCGAAUUCGACCAACAUUACUCCGGAUGCGGCAGCGAAAAAGCAUAACACGCCAGAUGUGCCUCCGCAUCGUAGCUACUGCUUCCGGUUUUCGUUAGAAUGGGUGCACGACAAGCGCUUCGCAAACCCUGGGCCGAUGCGUCUGCUGCCUCCGCGUCUGCCUCCGGCAGCUCAUAACUUCUUGCACGCACAGCGCGAGGAAUCGGAAACGGCCAACCCCAAGCCAAUCACGAGCGUUAAGCCGGAGGGGCCAGCCAUCACUUCGAGCAAGUAUGCAGGACGCGCGCUGGGCGAGUGGGCUAUAGUGGUGGGCGAAUGCCAGAGCUUCUUUCAACGCAGGAAGGAUGAGGGUGUGCCGAACAACAAGUUGGUCGAGACGCCUACGCUUGGAGUCGAAGUAUUCAGGCGACCAGGUUAG
This is a messenger RNA of Lasiodiplodia theobromae, 3915 nucleotides long. RefSeq lists its product as uncharacterized. The transcript has 3 exons. Lineage: Eukaryota; Fungi; Ascomycota; Dothideomycetes; Botryosphaeriales; Botryosphaeriaceae. Bases 1 to 3915 code for a protein of 1304 amino acids. The record is from RefSeq and is a predicted model, not a curated record.